AUGGUUUCACUCAAGUCGACUAUUAUCCUUGCACUAGGCUAUGCCAGCAGUGCCCUCGCCGUCGAGUACAACAAAGACGCCCGUCCUGCUAUUCCCGUCCCCUGUGAUGGCGACGAGCUCGCCCUCGACUCACGACGUACCAACUCUACCGCAGGCUCUGAGCAUGCCUCUCUUGAGGAGAGGCAGUCGUGUGGUUGGAGCGGCACUUUCUAUGAACAGACAAGCUGCUCUGCAUCUGGCAGCCAAUUCACCAAAUGCAGUGGAGGUGCUGGCUGUGUUCUCACCAACUCUGUUCUCGCAUUCGGCUUCCAGAGCAUCAAAGCCUAUGACCUCUCAUGCGACCUCUUUAUCUGGAACGGAGACUGCAGCAGCGGCUACAGUUGGUAUAUCCCGCGCAACUCGCCAACUGGCAUCUGCUGGGGUGGAUUUGGCACUGGUCAUGGCUAUUCGGUUGGCUGCUAA
This is a messenger RNA of Trichoderma reesei QM6a, 462 nucleotides long. RefSeq lists its product as uncharacterized. Bases 1 to 462 code for a protein of 153 amino acids. NCBI's taxonomy places the organism in Eukaryota, Fungi, Ascomycota, Sordariomycetes, Hypocreales, Hypocreaceae. The record is from RefSeq and is a predicted model, not a curated record. The transcript has a single exon.